AUGGAUACCGUGAAUACACCCACUGUUCUACCUUCUGAUGCUCUCGUUGCACCUCCUAAUCCCGGCAUCAGCCUUGUUGAGCUGUAUAAUCUAAGCGACCACGAAGCUCAAGCCUGCACCGCCAGCCCCCUUGUCGAGACAUUCCUCGGCUUGGACUCUACCACUACAAUACUCAACUCUUGCACAUCGUUCUGCAAUACUAGUCUAAACUCUGUGAAAGAGAUGGCAGGCGGGAAACAAGGCCGAAAUCGCGUAUUUAUUGUCGGGGUAGGGAUGACAGCUUUUAUCAAGCCUCGCGGACAGCGCGAUACAUCCGACAUGGGACUCGAGGCAGCGACUAAAGCACUGCUUGACGCUGGAGUCACGUAUGACAAAGUGCAGGCCGCCUGGGUUGGUUAUGCUUAUGGUGAUAGCUGUUGUGGCCAGCGAGCACUAUAUAAUCUCGGCAUGAGUUCUAUCCCAAUCACCAAUGUGAAUAAUAAUUGUUCAACUGGUUCAACUGCGAUAUUCAAUGCAGCUUCGUGGAUUCGGGCUGGCCUUGCCGAUUGCACCCUCGCGCUUGGAUUUGAACAAAUGCAAGCCGGUUCGCUGAAGUCGAAUUUCCCGGACCGGGCGCCGCCCAUGGUUCCCUGGAGCGUUGCAACUCUAGAUAUUGAAGGCAGCAAAGGAGUCAAGGGGCCUAUGGCAGCUAGAAUGUUCGGAAACGGAGCUAAAGAGUAUGGUGAGAAGUAUGGCUCCACGAGGGAACAUUUGGCCAAAAUUGCUUCGAAAAAUCACAAUCAUGCCGCAAAAAACCCUUAUUCACAAUUCCGGACUCCUUGGACGCCCGAGCAAGUUCUCGCCUCGCCUGCGAUUACAGAUUACUUAACUAAGCUGAUGUGUUGUCCAACUUCGGAUGGUGCCGGCUGCAUUAUCCUCGCAUCAGAAUCUUUCGUACAUACUCAUAAACUGGAGAACCAGGCCAUUGAGAUUAUUGGACAGGCCAUGCAUACCGAUGGCCCGGUUACAUUCGAGUCUGGUUCAGCUAUGGAAAUUGUCGGGUUCGACAUGACCCGCCGUGCUGCAGAAGACGCAUUCGCUCAAGCUGGAGAGGGGAGCAAUCGGGAUAAUGUCGGUGUCAUUGAAUUGCAUGAUUGCUUUGCCGCCAAUGAGUUGCUUAUGUACGAUGCACUUGGGUUAUGCAAGCCCGGUGAAGCACACAAAUUAGUCGACGCUGGCGACAACACUUACGGCGGAAAAUACGUGAUCAAUCCUUCUGGGGGUCUCGAGGCCAAGGGACACCCACUUGGAGCUACUGGCCUAGGAAUGCACUUCUACAUUACGACGCAACUACGAGGCUGGGCGGGGCCGAUGCAAGCUCCCAAUGUAACAGGAAAACUUGGGUUGGUGCAUAAUGUAGGACUUGGGGGUGCUGUAGUUGUGAGUAUCCUGAAACGUCCAGAGUUUUGGAAAGGCGAAGGAAAGGAUGGUCGCGAUAGGGUCGGAUAUAACCAUGCAUGCGAAUGCAAGCCAAUUACCCGGGCAGACGUAGACCGUGUCAAAGCUGUGCCACACUCGAAAAAGCUGCUCGGUUUUGCUAAACUUUAA
This is a messenger RNA of Rhizoctonia solani, 1587 nucleotides long. RefSeq names its product peroxisomal 3-ketoacyl-CoA-thiolase P-44/SCP2. Gene Ontology annotation, molecular function: acyltransferase activity, transferring groups other than amino-acyl groups. The record is from RefSeq and is a predicted model, not a curated record. Bases 1 to 1587 code for a protein of 528 amino acids. The transcript has 13 exons. NCBI's taxonomy places the organism in Eukaryota, Fungi, Basidiomycota, Agaricomycetes, Cantharellales, Ceratobasidiaceae.